Aureobasidium namibiae CBS 147.97 is the source of this 1368-nucleotide messenger RNA. Its product is annotated as uridine-cytidine kinase-like protein-like 1. The transcript has 4 exons. Gene Ontology annotation, cellular component: cytoplasm. NCBI's taxonomy places the organism in Eukaryota, Fungi, Ascomycota, Dothideomycetes, Dothideales, Saccotheciaceae. Gene Ontology annotation, molecular function: kinase activity; ATP hydrolysis activity; ATP binding. The coding region runs from base 1 to 1368 and encodes 455 amino acids. The record is from RefSeq and is a predicted model, not a curated record.
AUGGAGCGCUCCCACUACUCUCCGCCAUGGGCCAACACGAGCAUCAUUGGCGUUGCCGGCAGCUCGGGUUCGGGCAAGACGUCGCUUGCUCUGGCUAUCAUCAAGCAAAUGAGCCUCCCUUGGGUUGUCAUUCUGUCGAUGGUUCUGCGUCCUCGUUAUACCAACUCCAUCCAGGAUUCGUUCUAUCGCCCCCUCACCCCGGAUCAGAUCGCUGCUGCACACAGGAACGAGUACGAUUUCGACUCUCCUGAUGCUAUCGACUUUGAUGUCUUGGUUGAAAAACUGAGAGACAUCAAGGAAGGCAAAAAGGCUGAGAUUCCUGUCUAUUCUUUCGAAAAACAUUCUCGCUUGGACAAGACCACAACAAUAUACUCUCCCCACGUGCUCAUCCUAGAAGGCAUCUUUGCUCUUCAUGAUCAGCGCGUGCUUGAUCUUCUCGAUCUGAGAAUCUUCUGUGAGGCAGAUGGAGACCUCUGUCUUUCGCGAAGAAUCGUUCGAGACAUCAGAGAGCGUGGUCGCGACAUGGAAGGCUGUAUCAAACAGUGGUUCACUUUCGUCAAGCCAAACUUCCACAAAUUCGUGGAACCUCAACGAAACGUAGCUGAUAUCAUCGUGCCUCGCGGCAUCGAGAACAAGAUUGCCAUCGAUAUGGUGGCUGACCGCAUCCACAAGACGUUGGACACAAAGUCUGAGGAGCACCGGGCAGAGUUGAAGCGCCUAGGCAAAGAAGCCAAGGACCUUCCUCUAUCGCCAAACGUUUCCAUCUUGGACGGACCCUCGCAAAUCACAGGCAUCAACACACUCCUCAGCAGUGACAACACGACCCGUGAGGACUUUGUCUUUUACUUCGACCGUCUCGCCGCUCUGCUUGUUGAACGUGCUACUGAGAAUGCCGAGUUCAACGCCGUCACUGUGCAAACACCUAAGCCUCAGCAACACACAUACAAUGGCUUGCGCAUGUCUGGCGAGGUUAGUGCCGUUGUCAUUCUCCGUGGUGGAAGCAUCCUGGAGACUGGUCUGAGACGUGUCAUUCCCGACUGCCGCACUGGUCGCAUGCUUAUCCAGACUUCGCACCGCACUGGCGAGCCUGAGCUGCAUUACUUCAAGAUGGGUGGUGACAUCGCGACGCAUAAUAAGGUCUUGCUGCUGGAUCCGCAAAUGUCUAGCGGUGGUGCCGCUCUGAUGGCUGUUCGUGUCUUGCUGGACCACGGCGUGGAAGAAAGCAGGAUUGUCUUUGUCACAUAUAUCGCUGGCAAGAGAGGUCUGAAUAGGUUGAUGACCGUCUUUCCUGACAUCCACGUCGUCGCUUGCAGAGUCGUCGACGACUAUGAAGAGAGAUGGGUUGAGAACAGGUAUAUGGGCUGCUAG